Messenger RNA from Dromaius novaehollandiae (emu), 2418 nucleotides. It is a transcript of the gene CPNE9, whose product is annotated as copine family member 9. Gene Ontology annotation, biological process: cellular response to calcium ion. NCBI's taxonomy places the organism in Eukaryota, Metazoa, Chordata, Aves, Casuariiformes, Dromaiidae. The coding region runs from base 32 to 1669 and encodes 545 amino acids. Gene Ontology annotation, cellular component: plasma membrane. Gene Ontology annotation, molecular function: calcium-dependent phospholipid binding. The transcript has 20 exons. The record is from RefSeq and is a predicted model, not a curated record.
GGCGCGGAGCAGCGGCGGCGCCCGCGCGGGGAUGGCGUCUCCGGGAGCGCUGGAGCCGGCGCCCGGCAGCGUCCCGGGCACCAAGGUGGAGCUCACCGUGUCCUGCCGGAACCUGCUGGACAUGGACACCUUCUCCAAGUCUGACCCAGUGGUGGUCCUGUUCGUGCAGGGAGCUGGGAGCAGCGAGUGGAAGGAGUUCGGGCGCACCGAGGUGAUCGACAACACCUUGAACCCCGACUUCGUCCGCAAGUUCGUCCUCGAUUACUACUUCGAGGAGAAGCAGAACCUGCGCUUUGACGUCUACAACGUGGACUCCAAGAGCUGCGCCAUCUACAAGCAGGACUUCCUGGGGCAGGCGUUCGUGGCGCUGGGCGAGGUGAUCGGGUCCCGGCGGGGCCGCCUGGAGCGAGCCCUCACGGGCGUCCCGGGGAAGCGGUGCGGGACCAUCCUGCUGCUGGCGGAGGAGCUGAGCAACUGCCGGGACAUCAUCACGAUGCAGCUGUGCGCCAACAAGCUGGACAAGAAGGACUUCUUCGGCAAAUCGGACCCCUUCCUCGUCUUCUACCGCAGCAACGAGGACGGCACCUUCACCAUCUGCCACAAGACGGAGGUGGUGAAGAACACGCUGAACCCCGUGUGGCAGCCCUUCACCAUCCCCGUGCGAGCCCUCUGCAACGGCGACUACGACAGGACGGUGAAGAUCGACGUGUACGACUGGGACCGGGACGGGAGCCACGACUUCAUCGGCGAGUUCGCCACCAGCUACCGGGAGCUGUCGCGAGCCCAGAGCCAGUUCACGGUGUACGAGGUGCUCAACCCCCGCAAGAAGUGCAAGAAGAAGAAAUACGUCAACUCGGGCACCGUCACGCUGCUCUCCUUCUCCGUGGAGUCCGAGUUCACCUUCGUCGACUACAUCCGCGGCGGGACGCAGCUGAACUUCACCGUUGCCAUCGACUUCACGGCCUCCAACGGGCUGCCGUCGCAGCCCACCUCGCUGCACUACGCGAGCCCCUACCAGCUGAGCGCCUACGCCCUGGCGCUGAAGGCCGUCGGCGAGAUCAUCCAGGACUACGACAGCGACAAGCUCUUCCCCGCCUACGGCUUCGGCGCCAAGCUCCCGCCCGACGGCAAGAUCUCCCACCAGUUCCCCCUGAACAACAACGUGGAGAACCCCAGCUGCGCUGGCAUCGACGGUGUCCUCGAGUCCUACCUGCAGAGCCUGCGCACCGUGCAGCUCUACGGGCCCACCAACUUUGCACCUGUCAUCAACCAGGUGGCCGGCACGGCUGCCCAGGUCACCGACGGCUCCCAGUACCACGUCCUCCUCAUCAUCACUGAUGGUGUCAUCUCUGACAUGCUGCAGACCAAGGAGGCCAUCGUCAGUGCUUCUGCCCUGCCGAUGUCCAUCAUCAUCGUGGGAGUGGGGCCGGCCGAGUUUGAAGCCAUGGAGGAGCUGGACGGCGACGAGGUGCGGGUCUCCUCCCGGGGCCGCUACGCCGAGAGGGACAUCGUCCAGUUCGUGCCGUUUCGGGACUACGUGGACCACUCGGGGAACCAGGUGCUGAGCAUGGCCCGCCUGGCCAAGGACGUGCUGGCCGAGAUCCCCGAGCAGCUGCUGUCCUACAUGAAGACGCGGGACAUCAAGCCCCGCCAGGCCGGCCCGCAGUAGCGCCUCCGGGCAGCCCGCGAGCCCCAGCGCUGGUGCCAGCGAGCCAGCUGCCCCCAAGCAGCACCGGCUUCGGUGCCCGCCCGCGGGGCGCUCCUCUGGCACGGCGCGGCGCAGCCACGCGUGACCCUUCCUCUCCCCUGGGACACGAACCGGCCUGGCUGGGCGCCAAGACCAGGGCACAGAAACGCGGCUGCUGGGGCUGCUCUUGCUCGGACAGCGGGUCGCACCCAGCAUGUCACCCGGGCGUGGGAGCCCCUGCUCGGCUUGGGCCAGACUCACCCCCUCCUGCCGUGGGGCCACAUCCACGUCCCCGUCCCCAUCCCCGACCCACCUCCCCACGCAGCCGGCAGCAGCCGCGGCGCGCUGGGAUGGGGCAGAGGAACGAGUGGGGUGCCCGCCGCAGGGGCCGGUCCCGUGAACCCCCCGCGCUCGGGGCUGCCGGGGAGAAGCCCCCCCCUUUCCCAGCAGCAUGGGCAGAGACAAGGCGGUGGCUGAGGCGCUUUGAUGCGAGCCAGGGCUCCCGCACCCCGGGGCCGGUCCCGGCCCGCUUGCUCCCCCCGCGCCGCGUCUCCCGCCAGGCACCGGGGCCGCGCGGGCAGCCCCGGGGGGCCCCGUCCCGCCCCCGCGCCGCUCCCCUGCCCACAGGGCUAACGGGGGGGGGGGGGGGGCGGCGGCGGGCGCGGGCGCGGGCCGGGGCUGCCCCGGCUGUACCAGCAUCAACCCCUGUAAAUAAACUGCUCCAACCGGGA